This is a messenger RNA of Adineta steineri, 2049 nucleotides long. NCBI's taxonomy places the organism in Eukaryota, Metazoa, Rotifera, Eurotatoria, Adinetida, Adinetidae. The record is from the annotation of a GenBank genome assembly.
AUGGACCCGAAAACUUCAAAGCCGAGUGUAAAAUCGUCUCAUGGAGCAACAGCGUCUUCAGUUCGUCACUCACGACAACGUAGGGCUACAAACUACCUUCUCAUCUGGGUAGAUGCCAGCAUCGACCAAUCAGACAAGGACUGCCAAAAUACACUGGCUCAUUUGAAGAACGUGGUCAAUGAUGUCACCUUAUGCACGGAAUCGGAUCAGUGCAUUCAAGCACUCACCAAGGUUGAUAAGGAACAAGCUUUUGUGAUAACAUCAGGCUCCUUAGGUCAACACUUAGUUCCUGAAAUUCAUGGUGUGCCACAGUUAAAUGCCAUUUACAUCUUUUGUGGCAACAAAUCUCGACAUGAGGGAUGGACUCAAAAUUGGAUAAAAAUCAAAGGUGUCCAUACAAAUAUCAAAGAUAUCUGUCAAGCAUUGCAAGUGGCAGUAAAACAAUGUGACCAAGACACAAUAGCCGUAAGUUUUCUCGCGGUGAAUGAUAUGGCUUCAACUGACAACUUAAAUCAGUUGGAGCCAACUUUUAUGUAUACACAACUAUUCAAGGAGAUUCUCCUUGAUAUGGAAUAUGAUUCCAAAGCAAUCAAGGACUUGGCUGUGUGUUGCCGCGAACUUUUUAGUGACAAUCCAAGUGAAUUAGAACUGAUUAAUGAAUUUGAACGUGACUACAAUCCACAACAAGCAAUAUGGUGGUAUACACGUGAGUGUUUUACCUACAAAAUGCUCAAUCAAGCACUUCGAAAUAUGGAUGCCGAUAUAAUCAUUAACAUGGGCUUCUUUUUACGUGAUGUACAUCAACAAAUUAAGCAGCUGUACGAACAGCAGGUCAGUAGGUAUGAAAGAAAACCUUUUAUAGUUUAUCGAGGACAAGGUUUAAUGAAAUCAGACUUUGAAAAACUUCAGAAAGCGAAAGGUGGACUUAUAUCAUUUAACAACUUCUUGUCCACGAGUAAAGAUAAAGAAGUGUCCCUCGACUUUGCUGGACGUGCUUCAACAGAACCAAAUAAGGUGGGCAUUUACUUUAUAAUGUCCAUUGAUCCUUGCUUGAAAUCCACACCAUUUGCCUCCAUCAGAGAGGUGAGUUUUUUUAAGGAAGAGGAAGAAAUUCUCUUCUCAAUGCACACCGUGUUUCGAGUGAAUGCAAUUAAACAAAUGGACAAAAAGGAUCAACUUUAUCAAGUUGAAUUAGAAUUAACAUCGGAUGAUGAUGAACAACUGCGAGUACUUACUGAUCGGAUACGAGAAGAAGCUGGUGGUGGCACCGGAUGGCAAAGAUUGGGUAACUUAUUGCUUAGAAUCGGUCAGUUUAAUAAAGCUGAAGAACUUUGUAAUGUAUUACUCGAACAGACAUCUGAUGAGAGUAAAAAAGCGCAUUAUUAUAAUCAAUUGGGAUGUGUCAAACAGGACCAGGGUGAUUAUGAAAAGGCAAUCUGGUAUUACGAACAAGGACUUGAAAUCAAACAAAAAACUCUUCCUUCAAAUCAUCCUUCAUUUGCUACUUCAUACAACAACAUCGGUACUGUGUAUAACAACAUAGGAGAGUACUCGAAAGCACUUUCAUUUUACGAAAAAACACUUGAAAUCUUUGAAAAAACUCUACCUUCAAAUCAUCCUUCAUUGGCUACUUCAUACAACAACAUCGGUCUGGUGUAUAACAACAUGGAAGAGUACUCGAAAGCACUUUCAUAUUACGAAAAAGCACUUGAAAUUCGACAAAAAACUCUGCCUUCAACUCAUCCUGAUUUGGCUACUUCAUACAACAACAUCGGUUUGGUGUAUAACAACAUGGAAGAGUACUCAAAAGCACUUCCAUAUUACGAAAAAGCACGUGAAAUUCGAGAAAAAACUCUUCCUUCAAAUCAUCCUUCAUUGGCUACUUCAUACAACAACAUCGGUUUGGUGUAUGGCAGCAUGGGAGAGUACUCGAAAGCACUAUCAUAUUUUGAACGUGCUCUGGAUAUAUUCCAACGUGCACUACCUCCAACUCAUCCUAGUAUUAAAGGUGUGAAAAAUAAUAUUGAAUUUGUCAAAAAGAAAUUAUAA